GAACUUUAAACAGUCACAGAGUGAGACAGAGCAUCUUCAGGUAACCAUACUCACCUUAUUCAGUUCUCAGGAGUGUCCGUUUGCAUUAAAAAACUUAGCAAAGAUUGUAAACUUCUAUCAUUGGAAAGAAAGUACUCAAGAGUUUAAUCAGAAAAGUAUGGCAUUGAGUGAUUUGAUGUUCCGUGAUAAUGAAAGAAAAAGGACCCAUGCUAUUCGUUUACAUCAAGAAAUAGUUUUAUGUAUAGAAAGGAAUUUUAAUACUACCAAUAAAGUGAGUGACAUCUGUAAUAUGUACCUUAAAACCAGAUUCAGACACAUUGAGAUGAAAGCCUCUGACAACCUUGAAGAGAACUGUGAUAUUCUGAAGAGACAAUUAAGCUCCAUCCAGAAAUGUUUUACGGAGAUGGACCAGCAUUUAAGGGAUACCUUGGAACCAGAUGUUUAUAAUCUGGUUUGUGAUGUUUCUGUUUCUGUUUCUGAAAAACAACACAAAUUAAGCAAAUAUAUGAAAAAACUUGAAGGAAUUAGCACAUAUUCAGUUAUUGUUGCUGGUAUUCUGUUCCCAACACUGGGUUUUAUACUAUGCAACACUGUAGCAUGUGUGACUAAACUUACUGCAUGUUUAAUUGGGGGUCUACCAGUUCUUGCUGUCUUUGGAGUUGCCCUUGUAAUAAGCUAUUUUUCUGGCAAAAAACAGAGUGAAGCACUUGAUGAGGCUAUAAAUGAAUAUGAAAAAGUAAAGUCUGAUCUUAAACCAAAUACAGAUCGCUAUCAAUUUGAAGUAAUGAAAGCAUGCAUAAAACUGGAUAUCCCAUGGGAAAAGUAAAAUCAGAGAAAAGUAGCAGGUAGUCAAUUCACAUUCUUCAGAGGAGAGAGAAAUUGCAUGGUAUUGAGAUGUUAUGGGUGGGAAAAUCAGUCAGCCACUCAGAAAAAGUUGCAGGAUGGUUAGACGCUUCAGCAAUCUGUCUGCAAAGAUAUCCUGACUUAAUAUAGCAGAUCUCAAAAUAAAUAAUGAAAAACUAGUCUUUUUUCUAGA
Molecule: messenger RNA, 1036 nt
Organism: Protopterus annectens (West African lungfish)
Lineage: Eukaryota; Metazoa; Chordata; Ceratodontiformes; Protopteridae
Product: single-pass membrane and coiled-coil domain-containing protein 3-like
Exons: 2
Coding region: 158-826 (222 amino acids)
Source: RefSeq, a predicted model, not a curated record